AGGAGGCUGAGGCAGAAUCGCUUGAACCUGGGAGGUGGAGGUUGCAGUGAGCCAAGAUUGUGCCACUGCACUCCAGCCUGGGUGACAGAGCGAGACUUCAAAACAAAACCUAAAAGAUAAACUACAUUGUGAGGCAGGAUACAGGGAGAAGGCUGAGUCUUACAGUCUUGGGCUCGUCCUCUUAGCCCGUCACUUCCUCAUUAUGUGAUAUAGGCAAGAAACCUACUUUCAUGAGCCUUAAGCUUCUCACCCAUAAAAUAGAAAUAUUAUAAAGUUCUUGGGUUGUGGUGAUGGUGAAAUGAGUGACAAGUGUCCGGCAAGAUGGUACGGGCUUAACACAGGGCAACUAACUGAGGAACUCUUCUACCUCACCCCCAAAAGACAGUCCAAUUUUCCCAUUUGCCUCUUUGUCCAGAUUUAUUCCCAGGUCUUGCAACAUAUUUGGGUCAUAGACUUGAGAAUGAUGAAAACUGUGGACCCAUCCUUACCUUGCAUAGCUUCAAAGAGUUCACAGCCCAGAGGAGGACCACUGCUUUGAGAGGCCGUUAAUGUCUUUCUCCCUCUGGUGUUUGCCCCAACCCGCCGAAGUAGACGGCCACCCUCUCCCAUCUUGCUCACUUUGUUCUACACUUAGACUAUUUCUCCCUGGUUCUUUGACUCCUUUGGAGAGACCAGCUCAAAAGAUCCAAAUCCCUUUUCUCAGCCCAAACCAGGCACCAAGCCUAUUCUUUUUAUUCCAGGAGUGCUCUACUGAGAUGACUCUGCUGUAAGCCCUGUGAUAUGUGGAGCUUCUGCUUUGGAUGAAAUUAGUCUGCUUUAAGCCUGUGUCUCAACAAAGGGCUUCCCUCUCUAAGCUUGGGGAAAUGGAUCUCACCUGUGUGGCAGGAGUGCUGAGGUGGUGGGUGUGUGGAAUGUGGUGAGUUUUAGUAGUUCAGUGCUCCUAUAAAUGACCUGGGAUCAUUUUAGGGGACAUUUGCAGAAAUCCUCAGAGGAGGACCUGAGUAAAACCUUUUAAGGAAAGACAGCUGCUGUGGGCUUCAGUGCUGGUAACCCAUCUGGAGCCUCCAGUCCUGGGUAUGGAUCCCUUACCUGCUACUCUGGCACAACCACUUGCUCCAUUUAACCUUUCUUUUUCCAAAUGCUCCUGCCCCCACAAGCGUUUUUAUCUAUGGGCUGCAGAGUCUGAUGAAAGGAAUGCCCUUGCUCUUUUAGUUUGCAGGCAGUCCUCAAAAUGCAGGCCUAAGGUAGGCCCAAAAGUCUAUGCCAGUUCCAGCUAGCAAAAAAGCAAAUACACUUUGACCUUUUGUUGAAAUUUUACCUGGUAAAGUUUUUCCAUUUCAGAGUCUUUCUUCUUUUAUUAGGCACCUCCUGCUUAGGGACAGCAAAAAGUUUCCAAUUACUGCCAACUCCUAGUGAUCGAUCUGGAAUGUGUUUCAAACAGCUGCUCAUGUAGCUAUACCCUCUUUCUCCCAUUUCAUCCUAAGCAUUUGCCUCAGAAGCAUAAAAUCUCUUGAGAGUUGUAUCCAGAGUUACCAAGCUCUCAGCUAUCAAAUCUGCUUCAGUCUCAUUUUCUUCUUGUAAAUUAGUCAUUUGAACCCCCAAACUGACACAAUAGGAGACUAAAGCCCAAAAAGGGGAAGGGCUGGCCUAUGAGCAGUUGCACUCUGUAGACCCCAGGCUACUGCUUACCAGCCAAGCAUUCUACCUUCUUAUGGCUGAAACUGUUAAAGGCUACUUAGGCCUUUCUAUUGGAUGAAGGAGCAUGUAGUUACGUGUAUAUUCACUGAGCAAAAUACUUGAUUGUAGAAUCCAUGAAAUUUUUUUUUGUUUAAUUUCAAGAAGAGGCCUUCACAGUCUCUCAAGUAUGGGAUGGCUGUGGACAAAUACUGCCAAUUCAGCUAAGUGCUGCCUGGAUGUUGCUUUGAGUUUGAUUUUUGCUCCAUACUUAACUAAAACAACUAGCAUUCACGUAGACAUAUGUUAAAAUACUUUCCCCUUCCCCAACAGUGGUUCCUUCCACAGACAGUGACUAAUGGUUUUUUCUUUUGGGGAGAGGGUGGCAUACAACAUAGAGGCUUGAACCAAAGGCCUCUGCAAUGUUGUCACACUCAUGAGGAUGAAUGGUCCUUUCCCCCUACACACAGAGGGGCAAGGGCUUCAAGCUCUUUCUUUCUUUGACUGUGUUUACAAAUUAACACCAUGCUAGUUUGAUCCUGCUAGAAGUACAGGAAGGCAGAAAUGGAGGAUUAGGAGAAUUACUCAUCUUUUGGAUGAACAGUUUCCAAAUCCCAUUUGGCACAUCACUCUAGACUGGUAAAGGGGAGGCUGACACUGAGGCCACAGACCCAACUGGCUCUAGGACAUCACGUUGUUCAGUCCUUUGCUUAUCUAAUCAUUUGUGUUCUUACCCAGUGCUCACUAGGUCACUCACAUAGCCACUUCCCCUCCCAGCAAAAGUUCCCAGUUUAGGCGCCUGUCUGGGAUCAUCCAGUAUCCAAGCUCAGGGGUGAAGGGAGGGAGCAGAGAACUAGUCUCAACUGGUUCGUUGGUAUAUAGGUCUCUUCUCAAUGUUCCUAAAGUGCAUGCAGUGGCAUCCCCCUCAAGGCCUGGCUCCAUGAUUCUGAGAGGACUAGAAUCAGGACAGUCAGAUCUGUGGUCACAUCCUGCCCAAUUCCAGCUCUGAGGUCCAUCAAACCAUCUGCUUCUCCCUUGGCAAGAAGCUCCCUCUGUCUGACUGGCAGCAGGGUCAGUGGCCAUCCUUUUCUACCUUCAGCUGUUGUGUCUCCUCCACGUUUUUCUGGAGUAAAGGAACAAGCAGGUUCUUAUCCAAAUACCCAACCUGUGAAGAUGAGACGGCCCUUGGGAAGAGGUAUUAGCCAAGUUUUCAGUAUGAUGCCCGGCAGAAAGAAUUUGUUGUAUUUGUCUUAAGCUUAUCAUCCUCCCAGGUCAUAGGAAGAUCUAAAGUCCAAUGAAUCUCCUUACUCGGAAUUCACAGCUUCCCCCUCAAACUUAAAAUGCCCAUGUCAUUUCACGAGUACCCAUAACUACCCAUCGUUUAGAUACAUGUCCUCCCUUGGUCUAGAAAUCUGCAGCAGUUCCUCCUUAAACUGAUGGAUGCUUUGGGCUUUGGAGGUAUCUCAUCCCUAUGCCUGUUGCCCUGAAGCUGCCGGAAGGAAAGGCCCCACUCAACUACUGGGAAGAAAGCCCAUAAUUCAAGGCUUUUAAUACAGUCACUACACAAGCUCUCCCUCUGAUUUAGGAGAUCUUGUUACCUCCUCAUCUACAUGUGCUUAAAGACAAAAAGAAACCUAUAAUUAUUCAAUUCACCUGUGGUCCAAAUAAGUCUCACAUCCAGCCAUUCUCCUGAGAGGGCAGGAGGCCAGACUUUGAACUUUCCACAGCUGGGUCUUCAUUUUACUAGUGAGAUAAAGAGGUGCAGAUUAGGGUGACAGUCCAUCUAAGCAAGUGGACGAUCUGGGGAACUGUAGACCUUGCUGCAGCAUCCUCCCACAGAAAGGAGAUAAGGGCCUUAUCCAAUUGCCUGUACACAAUAGAUCAGUGCUUCUUUCCUAGACAAGGCUGAAAGGGGCCAACAUUAUUUCUGAAGACUUCGUUAUUGGAAUUCUAUGGGAGUGAUCUCACUGAGCUAUUUUGGAAUAGAAAUGUGGCUAGUUGCCUGACCUCCCUCAAUGGUUUCACGUGGCUUUCAAAGGGAAGGAAGGGCAGUGCUGACUUUUGGUAAAAUGGGCGAAAGGGUCCAUGCCAGCAACACAAUCACUCAAAGUCCAGAUGAGGGAUCAGUAAAUACGUGCCUGAAAGGUGGCCCUUGAGCACAUUCCUCCGGUAGACAUUAACUUAUUAAAUUGAUUCUGAUUACAAAUAUAAACUUUGCCCCCAUCUCACCCAGUAACAAUGCAAGAGUUGAUGUCAGUCUAUAAAAGGAAGUAGGAACUGUCCCUGGCUUUCAGGCUCCAACAUCCUCCCUCUGCCAAGAUGUGGCACCUCAAACUUUGUGCAGUCCUCAUGAUCUUCCUGUUGCUGUUGGGCCAGAUAGAUGGCUCCCCAAUACCAGAAGUGAGUUCGGCAAAGAGAAGGCCACGGAGAAUGACCCCAUUUUGGAGAGGGGUUUCCCUCAGGCCUAUUGGAGCCUCCUGCCGGGAUGAUUCUGAGUGUAUCACAAGGCUAUGCAGAAAAAGACGCUGUUCCUUAAGUGUGGCCCAGGAAUGAUGUACAUACCAGGGAAAGAAAGGACAGCAGUCACCUCCGACAAUGCUCCGUUCUAUGGAAUAUUGAUUAACUGCAUUUUGGCUGGAGACACCCAAGUGAAGCAAUCUUGUAUUUUUAAUAUUUAAAGGCAGAUGUAUGCUUUAAAUUGGUCUCCAUUUCUUCUUAGAAUGUUGAUAUAUGGAUAAGCAUAACUAAACUUGUCAAUUUAGAGUUUAUUUUUCUAUGGAUACUAUUAAAUGUCUCAAAUUGAAAUUUUAGCAGUCUGGAAUUCAAGCUUUUGAGGGAAAGAAGGAUUCACCUUGUAUACUAAAGAAAAAAACAGCAUUGCCCAAUAAUGUGUUAACUUCUCAAUCUGGAAAGUGUAGUGAGAGCUACAUAAUCAACAGCUACGUAAUCAACUUCAGCAAGUUCCUAAGCUGUGGCCCUGGAUCCCUUCACUCCAUACUCUUCAGGGAGGUGUCAAAGGUGGUCAGGCUUGGGAGGCUGAGGCAGGAGAAUCACUUGAACCUGGGAGGUGGAGGUUGCAGUGAGCCAAGAUCAUGCCACUGCACCCCAGCCUGGGUGACACAGAGAGACUCUGUCUCAAAAAAAAAAAAAAAA
Messenger RNA from Gorilla gorilla gorilla (western lowland gorilla), 4827 nucleotides. RefSeq names its product liver enriched antimicrobial peptide 2 (gene LEAP2). Lineage: Eukaryota; Metazoa; Chordata; Mammalia; Primates; Hominidae. Gene Ontology annotation, biological process: antimicrobial humoral immune response mediated by antimicrobial peptide; defense response to bacterium. The coding region runs from base 3994 to 4227 and encodes 77 amino acids. The transcript has 3 exons. The record is from RefSeq and is a predicted model, not a curated record.